Molecule: messenger RNA, 936 nt
Organism: Aspergillus fumigatus Af293
Lineage: Eukaryota; Fungi; Ascomycota; Eurotiomycetes; Eurotiales; Aspergillaceae
Product: isoflavone reductase family protein
Molecular function (GO): oxidoreductase activity
Source: RefSeq, a predicted model, not a curated record
AUGCCCAAAGUAGCCAUCGCAGGAGGCUCCAGCCCAACACUAGGCGCAUCCAUCCUCGCCGCCCUCUCCACCUCGACCAACUGGACCCCCGUCAUCCUCUCCCGACAGACCAACAACCCCAAGCAAUCACCCGAAGGUAUCGAAACCCGCUACGUGGACUAUACAUCCCAUGAAUCGCUCGUCGCCGCACUCCAGGACAUCGACACCGUUCUCAGCGUCGUGCUCAUCCCCGGCCCGGAAUCAAUCACCUACCAGCUGAACCUCCUCAACGCAGCCAUAGAGGCCGGCUGUCGGCGAUUCGCGCCCUCGGAGUUUGCCCUCCGCGAGCACGCCCAGGCGCAGGUUGACCUGUUGCAGCCGAAGAAUGUCGUCUGGGAGGCGGUCAUGCGCAAGGUGGAGGGGAAGCAGAUCGACGCCGCGCGGUUCCCGUGCGGCAUGUUCAUGAAUUACCUGGGGAUCGGGGUUGGGGGCGAGAAAGAAAAGGAGGCGCGGGCUGGGUUCGCCGAGGGGGCGUUCCUUGUGCACUUGGAUGCUGAGCCGGCGUAUGUGGUUGUUCCUGUGAGAGAGGAUGGAUCGUCGCCGACGCUCACGUUGACGGAUAUCCGGGACGUGGGGAGGUUUGUGGCUGCUGCGCUCGACAUGGAGGAGUGGGGAGGAAGGGAGCUGGGGAUGGCGGGUGAUACCGUCAGCUUCGAUGAGUUGGUUAGGCUCUGUGAGAGGUACACCGGCAAGAAGGUUGAGGUGCGCCGGGUGACGAUGCAGCAGCUGGAAGAUCGAUUGAAGGAGAUCCCUGAAGCAGAUGUGCUCAGGCGGAUGGACUGCCAGAUAGCCAUGGCGUGCGCGAGAGACAGCUCGGUGGUGCCGGGGGUCUUGAACGAGGUGUGCCAAGUUCAGCCGGUAAAGGUGGAGGAAUUCCUGCGCAAGUACUGGGCAUAA